Syngnathoides biaculeatus (alligator pipefish) is the source of this 3774-nucleotide messenger RNA. It is a transcript of the gene gltpd2b, whose product is annotated as glycolipid transfer protein domain containing 2b. Lineage: Eukaryota; Metazoa; Chordata; Actinopteri; Syngnathiformes; Syngnathidae. The coding region runs from base 2332 to 3243 and encodes 303 amino acids. Gene Ontology annotation, molecular function: ceramide 1-phosphate binding; ceramide 1-phosphate transfer activity. Gene Ontology annotation, biological process: ceramide transport; intermembrane lipid transfer. The record is from RefSeq and is a predicted model, not a curated record. Gene Ontology annotation, cellular component: membrane; cytosol; cytoplasm. The transcript is spliced from 4 exons.
UUACGCAGCAGCUGUGCACUAAAGUGGGAUGUGCAGCCGCAAUCCGGUCACCCGCAAUAAAAAAAAAAAUCAUUAUGACGCCGACGCAAACAUAAUUGGCCCUAAUAACCCGAACGCAGUUGGCAAUCUUUAACCGUUUGCCAACCGGCGCCAUUACCAUAUCUACUAGUGGGGGGGUUCUUGUCUGCUCUUUUUUUUUUUUUCUUCAGCUGUUCCAAAAGUCCGAGGACAAGCCGGUGCAAUUGUACACCGCAAUAACAAAUCUUUUAAUCCAGAGUUGCGCAGGCCCGCUCUGCCCCCCGCGACGUAGCGAGUGUAUUUGUAUACCGCGUACGCAGAGGAGCUUCUCUACUUCGGCAAAUCAGACGGCUUCAAAGGCCGGAGGAAAAAAACGGGACUGGGGUCGGGCCACCGACGUUUGCAAUUGGACGUCGUGGGAGUGGCGCUUCAAAAUCCGCGUAUAAACCCCGAGACCGCACUCGCUAUUCGAAUUAGUGGCACGCGUGAGUCAAGGGCAAGAGACCGAUUAUUGGAAUGCGGCCUGCGAGUUGCAAGGCACGCCGCCGACUUCUAAAUAUACAGUUAGCGAAAGGGAGAUGAGCUUCCUUGAGGUAACCUGAGCCAGGCCUCGCCAGGCCUCGCCAGGCCUCGCCAGGCUGACGGGAACAGAGGCAGAAGGAAGCUUGCGUUGGUCCAAAAGCAGAACUGCCACCAAAUAAUCAUCCAAACUAUCUUUGCUGGAGGCAAAUUUAGGUAAAGGCCUUCCCCUUUGAAACGAGGGCCCGUUUGGAAGGGACGUGCGACCCAUCGCCGGGAUCUCAGGAGGCGGCUCCGGAGCCAGCGCCGAUGCUAGCUACACUCACGUUCAUUUUGUCUUCAAAUCAGCCAACAUGUUUCUUUCACGAAUGAGGAAACAAGAGGAAAAGGUGCCCAGUCCGGGCCAGAGAUGGGAUUGGAACCCCCCGACGGGGGUCGUUCUGAACGGACGCAAAUCCUGAAAAGCUUCCUCUCUGAACGGCGUUUUAAAAGCUUCUGCCACGUUUUUCUGUCCUUUGCUGCCACUCGGGGCCUUUUCUGGUCCAAAUGGAUCCGGCGCCUCCGGUCGGAUGUCGGCUCGCCUCUGACCUCGGACCCCGGACUGAUGCUCCUCUGGCUGAACAGACAUCCGUUCCCACAGAGACCCCCUGGAGCAUCUUGUGCCAAGUCUUCCCAGAACAGCUGAGGUUUUUCUCGCUACAACGGGGAUCUGCGAUCAGUUUUAGUCAGAUGUCUACAAACAGUCGUAGGCGCUCAACGGGUGAAAUGUUUUGAAAGCGCAGAUGUUUUUCCUGGGUGGCGUCACGCUGCUGUUGGCUUGAUGGUGUCUGAUUCGGAUCAAGUCUCCUGAACCUCCACACAUAAACGCAACGGCCGACUUCCUUUUAGCGACGUAGCUUUAUCGCUAAAUCGCAGCCGUUGCUCGGCAGUGUCGCUGAGCUCAAGUCUCGUCCCCGCCGGGAUCCUGUGCCCCCUUGUCCUUUGCUGGCCGUUUCAGACGUCGUGUGGGAUCAAAGGCGCAAGACCGGCCGUAGAACAAAGUCUUUCGCUUCUUUGCCGCCGUCGCCACCACCGAGACGUAGCGUGGUGACGUCUCCUUUUUGAAAAGCACUUGAGCCCCAAAGUCCGACGUUUGUUCGCAUUCCGGUCGAGGAAGAGCCAAAGAGAAUUUCCUCCGGCUGGAGGGAAACCAAUGCUCCACCGUUCGAGGAUGCCGCGGAUUUGUUUGGUCUUUGUGGCGAAUCAACACCAAGCAGAGUGAUGGACACGGGCGGUCCUGACUUGUGAUCAACAGAGCGCACGAUGCUUUACGUCCGCGGAAGCGGGCGAGGGGGAGUCUUGUUCCGUGUUUCCCGUCGAUCUUAAAUCCUUCAUGUGAUGUAUGGAGGAGGAGUGGGCGGAGGUUACUGGCGGACACGCUGCCUUGGCUCCGCUUUAUCGUCCGACCGCCGCUAAUCUCGGGCUGAUCUCUGGACUCUCUCACGUUGAGCAACAGCAGCCUGGGCGAUCGUGUCGACGCAAAGGGCAGCCCGGGGAAGACAUGGAAACGAAAGGGAAGGAGAGGAAAAGCAACCGCCGCCCGGCAAUUUCCAGUUCACACGUACAGACCAGCUCGCGAUGAGCCGCAAGACUGCAAGCAACUUUUGGAUUUUCGGAGUGGGAGAGGUUUGAGGGCGGAGGGUGGGGCGGGGUGGCGGCCUGUAGAGGCAAAAGGGCCGAGGAAGCAAGCGUGCUGAGACCGCGACUCAUGCGAGACGCCGAGCAAUCGGAGAAGAGAAGCGAGCCACUUUCAGCAUGGGAGUGAAGAGCAAAGCCGCCUCGGCCAUCGUCAUCCUGCUGGUGCUGCUCGGCAGCCUCUGGAUCCAUGGAGGUUUGGAUUCCCGCUGGGAUGCGUGUCUAAAAGGUUACAAUCAAGUCAAUCAGCCGGCGCGCCAGCCGGCCAACGGCAGCAGCUCCCGAGGCCCCGCGGACCGGUGCCCCGGGCAGACCUUCCAGGUGUCGCGGCUGCUCAGCCACCUGCUGGCGUCGCCGACCUCAACCGCCGACGUGCUGCUUCGGCCUUAUCUGUCCAGCUGGGAUGAGCUCGUCAAGUUUAUGGAGGCGCUGGGCCCCAUGGUUGGCCUGAUAUCCAAAGAAAUAGAAACCAAAACGUCCAUUAUCCGGGAACUGGCUCUUCUAGCUGAGGCUAACCCCGAAGCAGAGGUCAACCCAGACGGCAAGAGUGACAAGACCGUGAACCCGGAGACCCGAGAGAAACCUCAGGACCCCUGGCAGCGUUCCGGUGCUUACCACUCUGUGCGUUCCAUGAUCCGGACGGAGCUGAAACGAGGCUCGGUGGACUUCCGCCGCCAGACGGACUCCGGAUGCCGGACCCUUCUCCGACUGCACCGAGCUCUGCUUUGGCUCAAGCUCUUUCUGGACAAGCUGGCCGAGAUCCCGGCGGCGGGUCGGCUCGGGAGCCCGUCGGAGCUGUGCCGCGAGGCCUACGAGGUCACGCUGGCCAACCACCACUCCUGGUUGGUGCGCAGGGCCGCCGAGGUGGCCUUCCUCGCCAUGCCCGAGAGGGGGUUCUUCUUCAGGCUGCUGUGCGUCCAGAGCCAGGAGGAGCUGAGCGCAGUGCUGGGACCGGUGGUCCGGGCCAUAGGGGUAGUCUACGACAGGACGCAGAAAGCGCUGGAGGACAAUGGCAUGCUAGAUUUGCCAUAAUGAUUAUUAUUGGAUUUUGUUUUAAAUAAGGUCAGUCAGACAGAAGCCUUCAUUGUUCCCACGUGGAAAGACUGCAGAUUCUUGGGACGCCAAAGCGGGGAGAUUGUGAAUGGGCAGAUACUGAAGAACCACUGGAGCUGCGCUAUUUUACGGACCAACGCAGAGCGCUUCUUUUGUUUGAGGUAUGAACAUCUCCGGAAGUGCCCUGAAGGUUUUUAUACACAAGCCAACGACGCCAUUGACAAAAAGAAAAGCCAGCGCGCGAGUGCCUGAAUAUUGCAUUCCUUCAAACGGCCACCAGGUGGCAUACUUUGCUCCCGGUGUUUCAGAAAACCUGUUCGGGUGGUGGCCAUUUUUUUUUUUUUUUUUCCACGCCCAAAUGUGCAGUUUUCCUCUUUGUAAUUUGAGUUAGUCGACUACCUCAAAAGUCCAAAAAGCAAAAUUGCCGCGACGGGACUGCGAGCUACCUAAUGAACGUGGCAGGAUCAUACCACGUGAAAGGGAAUUCGUUGUAAUAAAAGGGUCCAUUUU